AUGGAGGGCUCCAGCGUUGGCCGACUCUCGUCAAACCGUUGGCCGCCCGUCGAGAGCCUUUCAGCCGAAGCGAAAACUCCUCUCCCGCCGGUCCAGGUGAAGAAACAAGCCGUGAAGCGACACCACCACAAACACAACUUGAAACACCGCUACGAGUUCCUGGAGACGCUCGGGAAAGGAACGUACGGGAAAGUAAAGAAAGCUAAGGAAAGAUCUGGAAGACUGGUUGCCAUUAAGUCCAUCAGAAAGGAGAAGAUCAAGGAUGAACAAGACCUGGUUCACAUUCGCAGAGAAAUUGAGAUCAUGUCGUCACUGUGUCACCCGCAUAUCAUCACUAUAUACGAAGUAUUUGAGAACAAGGACAAAAUUGUGAUCGUAAUGGAGUACGCCAGCCGGGGAGACUUGUACGACUAUAUCUGCGACAGAAGGCACGUCUCCGAGCAGGAGUCGAGGAACUUCUUCAGACAGAUUGUGUCUGCUGUGCACUACUGCCAUCAAAAUGGAAUAGUUCACCGGGAUCUGAAACUGGAGAAUAUUUUACUAGAUGGCAAUGGCAACGUCAAGAUUGCUGACUUUGGCCUGUCAAACCUCUAUAACAGAGACGAGUACCUUCAGACAUUCUGCGGUAGCCCAUUGUACGCAUCCCCAGAAAUCGUAAAUGGUCGGCCAUACCGUGGGCCGGAGGUGGACACGUGGUCUCUUGGGGUGCUGUUGUACACUAUGGUUCAUGGUACAAUGCCAUUUGAUGGCAACAACCACAAGGACCUUGUGCAGCAAAUCAGCACUGGAAAUUACCGCAAACCAAACAAACCCUCCGAUGCAUGUGGUCUCAUUCGUUGGAUGCUAAUGGUCAACCCUGAGCGCAGAGCUACAAUUGAGGAAAUAGCAGGACACUGGUGGCUUAACUGGGGUUACCAGAAACCCCUCCUCUCUGAGACAACAGCCAACCAAGUUGAGGGUGCAAAGUCGACGGCCUCUUCGUCAGCGCAGCACCCGGCCGGGCUGGCUAGCGUUGCUAGCUGGCUGAGACGUACAUCCAGGCCUUUGCUCGAGAAUGGCUCCAAGAUGCGCUGCCUGCUCCGCUCACAAGGCGUUAGUGGCAAUGAUGUAGUUCGACAGCGUUCUCUACGUAGGUCACAAAAGGAGAACAAUGUCUCCCAGCCCAGCCACGAAGGAAGUACAGACACCCGACCUUCUAAGGGGAUUUUAAAAAGAAGAAACAGUGUAAAACAAAAGGUCAUCAGUGAGACCACUACCACAUCACUGGAACAUCAAAACAUUUUGUCCAACCCAGCCAGCGCCCCUUCAGCGGAAAUGGUACCUCGCAAAGGUAUCCUCAAGAAGCCCACAGAGCAAGAAUCUGGCUAUUACUCCUCCUCCCCUGAGAACAGUGACUCUGGCUGGGUCCCGCAAUCCAAAGCGCCCACCUCAAUAUCAACCCACAGAAAAGGCAUACUCAAGCGAAAUGGAAAGUUCUCUGGUGCGCAGGAGUUCGGCUCCUUAGAUCAGCUAGCAGUUUCAUUACCCAACAGGGGCACAAGGGUUAGAUCGAGUGGUGCUAUCAGCGAGGAGAGCAUUCUGUCCUCAGAGUCCUUUGAUCAGCUGGAUCUUCCAGACUUUGCACGACUUCCUGCACAUCCAGAGAAAGCUGGACGGCCCACCAUGAGAGGAUGUGUGUCUGCUGACAAUCUGCUUGACAUCCAAGAAGAUGAUAUUCUUGGAGAUGGGCUGCACAGGAAGUGGAACUGCUAUGAGUCUGGAGUGGCUGACAGUGCCUUCUCCAUUACAGACUGCGAUAAUGUGACCGAGGCUUACAAGCAGGCCUUAAUUAUUCACAGUCCUGUUUCAAGUUAA
This is a messenger RNA of Nerophis lumbriciformis (worm pipefish), 1854 nucleotides long. The record is from RefSeq and is a predicted model, not a curated record. Lineage: Eukaryota; Metazoa; Chordata; Actinopteri; Syngnathiformes; Syngnathidae.